Molecule: messenger RNA, 1935 nt
Organism: Colletotrichum truncatum
Lineage: Eukaryota; Fungi; Ascomycota; Sordariomycetes; Glomerellales; Glomerellaceae
Source: RefSeq, a predicted model, not a curated record
AUGUCCAUCUUCGCCUGGGCCUCGCGCCGCGCAGGCGGCCUGGCCAUGCUGUCCCUACUGGCCCUGAGCUACUGGGUGAUCUCGAAAGAAUCAGCUGCUUCGGCACAUGGUUACAAUUAUCUGCAUCAAGACAGCCUUAGCGCCAUCACUUCGACGACCAAAGGCGCUGGCUACUGGACCGUCAUAUUCGCAUACUACUGCCUGUUUAUUCACGUCCUUGUCUUCGCCUUCCCUAUUCGAUGCUGCUACGCCGUCUUCGACAUGACCCGCAACAUGAAGAAGAUCGCCCGAAACAAGACCUUGAGAGAUUACAAGUUCUCUCAUCGUCGCCGUGGCUCCUCUACCUCUUUGUCUAGCUCCGAGACUCUGACAUCCCACGCCUGUUCUGCCUCUAGCAGCGAAGCUGGAGACACUGAACCUGAGCUGUAUACCGACGGGGAUGGCGAAUCCGAUCGCGUCAUUCACGCCAUCGUUAUUCCCAACUACAAGGAAGAAAUGGACACUCUCAAGGAGACUCUGGAGGUUUUGGCCUCGCACCCCCAGGCCCGCAGCUGCUACGAUGUCUACUUGGGAAUGGAGCAACGUGAAGCGAACGUCGAGCUCAAGGCGAUGACACUCAUCCAGGAAUUUGUCAAGAAGUUCCGUAGCAUCGACUACACCAUCCACCCGUCUGACAUUCCAGGAGAGUCUGCUGGCAAAGGAAGCAAUGUCGCUUGGGCUGCCCGCAAGUUGAGCCAAAAGUACUCAAUGACUGCUCGCAAAGACGUGAUUAUCACUGGUAUUGACGCCGACAGCCACCUUUCGGCCAACUAUUUCGCUCUACUCACUACCAUGCACCUGUCCUACCCCGAAACAGCAAAGACCACCUUGUACUCGGCGCCAAUCAUCUUCGACCGCAACGCGCAUGCUGUUCCCGCCAUCGUCCGUGUUGCCGACAUUCUCUGGGCCGCUGGUGGUAUGUCCGGAUUGUAUGGCGGCUCGACAAUCGCUCCUCCCACCUCCGUCUACUCUGUGCCACUUGAUUUGGUCGACCGUGUCGGCGGCUGGGACUGUGACAACGAAGCCAUCGGAGAGGAUCUGCACAUGUACUUGAAGUGCUUCUUUGCGCUCAACGGAAACUUGACCGUGAGGACCGUGCUCAGCCCCGUUAGCCAGAGCAACGUUUGCGGCAAUGGUUCUAAGGGCCUUCGUGGACUCUACUCCGACAUGCAAGCUCGGUACAAGCAGGCGAUGAGACACAUGUGGGGUGCUCUCGAUUCUGGAUACACUCUCCGCAAGGUUGUGGAACUCUGGCAGGAGCGUAAGCACACCUCUCGCGCCUUCCGCCCGUUACACACCUCCCUCGGUGACGCCUCAGACGUCUACGUUCCUGAGGCUCCUUUGGACCAGAACGACUCAGAGCAACCCCGCGAGAGCGGCAUUUUCUCAGACGUUACUCAUGACACCCUACAGGCCCCCAACUGGGAGCGCAUCGUCUAUCUUUUCCACCGCAUGUUCGAAGCGCACUUCUUGCCUCUGCAAAUGACCAUUCUUGUUAUCGCCUCGACUCUGUAUGUCUGGGUUACUGAAGGCAACGAGGAGGUUGCUCACCUCAACUGGAUUUUCGACAUCUGUAAUGUUUUGCGCACCCUCGGCUUCAUGGAGAUUGCCCUCUACUUGUUCUUGUACGAGGGCUUCCACCGCAUCUGCGUCAAGGCUCGCCAGCGUGAGAUGUCUGAGGCUGGUCUGUCCGACGGCAUGAACUUCUCGUACCGCUCUGUCAAGAAGAACUUCAUCGAUUACGCCAUGGUCCCCCUCGUCGCUCCUAUUUACGGAGCUAUCCCUUGCGCUCAGGCGCAACUGUGCCAUUUCUGGACCCUAGACCUGGUCUACUCAGUCAGCAAAAAGGCUACCCGACAGAGGGCGAAAUCGCUCACAGCAAACGACAUGGCGUAA